UUCGAAUGUGUCGGUAAAAUAGACGACAGGUGCUUUACGCAGAGUUUAACUUCUAUCUCGGUUCAACUUACUUUAUAUCAUUUUUUCUAGAUUUACGAAUUAGAUGGAGAUGAGAAGUAAUUUAAAUCGAGUUUAAAGUUAAUCUGAUUGGUAGAAAUUGGCACGAGUUGCGUAUCAACCAAUUGUACAGAACAACCGCCUAUGUUACACUUUCUGCCCUCGAAACGAGACGCGUACAAGAUUACGCGUUGAGAGUAAAAGCAAAAAGGAUUUAAAGUGCAGAAAGUUUAGCUACGAGAGUACGUGACUCCAGAGUCUCUCGCGUGCUCCUUCUCUUUCGACUUUUCGUCCUCCCUUUCUCUCGUCUAUGCGCCUACCCCGUCGCGUUCCGAGUGUCGAAGGUGCAGCACGUGGCACAGCACGGAGAGAACGGGCCUACGCAUAUACGUAAUGAAAAAGAACAAAGCGAAGAGGAUAGAACAAUCGGUUCAGUUCGGCGAAGCAAUAUGCAACAGAGGCAAGAUUGUUGAACGUUGAACGAUCGUCAAGAGAUCGUUGAAAGUGGAGUUUGCAAUUUAUACACACAAAAGCGCCCAACGGAGGAACGUUAUCGCGUUUUCACUCGUUAUCACGUUGACGCGAGACGCGUCGCGACGCACGCCAUUAUUGUUAUGGGAGAAACGGGAGGAUACAAGGUCGCGAAAGUCCUUGUACAAUAUCACUCGCGGAAACGCACGGCCGCAGCAAGUGCGCUCUUGAUCCGGGGGUUAGGUUAGUUUCGCCAGGUGAACAGUAUGGCGAGUUAGAGGAAGAGAGCCAGACACAGGCGUUUCCCACCCGGGUGUCGUACUCGCUUGGAUUCCCGCGGCCAAGCGCCCGCGUUAACGCGUCGUUCCCCGCGACGACCGACUUGCGGUAUUGGUCCGCGAGGCUGCCUGCGUUCCUCCUCGCGAGGCGGUCCCGGACGACACCGGGAAUAAAGCGGGAGCCUUGACGUUUUGACCUGCCCCUCGGUUAGUCCGAGCGAAGCCGAGUAUUUCGCUCCUUGAUCGCGCGUGUCGGAGCACUGUGCGCAGUGAUACUGAAUCUACAAGAGCCUGCACCGUCCUCGAGUCAAGGUACCGAGUAGUCGCAGUGCUGAAUCUCGAUAAUGUUGAAGACGCGCCUGAGGCAUAGGUGAGACACACCGAGCUCACCGAGUGUACGGAUUGCAACAGCGGAUCCGGCAGUCACGAUAAACUGCGCAAUCCAACGCCUCGUGUCGUUCGUUCGCCUCACACGUGUACUUUUUGUUGGAUCCAACAAGCAAAUUGCGAUAGCACAGGUACACGAGAGAUACCACUUGAUUUUAUUCACAGCUCAUAGAUAUUUUGUUGAUUACUCCAGUCUACUGAGGUAAUCGCUACCUGGCGAGCAACAUGGACGAAGCGAACGAUCAUCUUCCUGUAAAGGAGGAGGUUGAGAUCAAGGAAGAAAAGCCGAGGGUUAGCGGCGAGAUAUACGUGAGGCAAUUUCACAAGGUACACGAGGCUUCCUCGCCAGAAAGUCCCAGUGAUGAUGUGCAACGUGCAAUCAAGGGUCUCAGCAAAAUACCGGACGACGAGCUGAACGAGUUCCUCGACGACGAAGACUUUAUGAAGGGACUGGACGUCGUGGACGCCUGGGAGGGAGAUGAAGAUAAAAACCGCGAGAACGAGCAGGAUGCGACGGGGUCUGCGACGCAGGGGAAGAGCCAAUCCUCUAGGGAACACCAUCGACCCGAGGAUAAAGGAGCUUACAAGCGCAAGAAGAAAGAAGAGAAGAAACGCGAGGAGACUCGCCGGGAUCCUAUGAAGAGCACCAAGGACAUCGAAAGGGACAAGAUGCGUACGAAGAGAGACACCGAGAACAAGCUCCUCGCGGAAAAGGAGAAGGCGAUCAAGCACCUGCUGGACUCGGACAACGUGGUCCCACCUGGUACGGAGACCGAAGCCAUCCAGAGCAUCGCGGAGGAGCAGAACAGAGAACGAGCGCAGCGCGAGGCGCAACGAAGCAGAGAGCGUCGCAGGAGCAAGUCGUCGGAACGUUAUGGAAGGUUGAGCUCGCCGCGGCGCCGGACGCCCGAUCGAUCACGUCCGAGUCCCCAUCGGCGAAAAAGUCCCUUCGCGAGCCCGGAUCGUCGUAGGAGUCCUUUCAAGACCAACCCCGAGAGGCACAGAAGUCCUAGAUACAGCCCGAGCAGAUUGAAAAGUUCACCGCGGUCCUACGACCGUAGAACCCCCGCGUUAAGUCCGGAUCGACGAAGAAGUCCUAGGCGACCUAGUAGAGAACGACGAUCCAGCGAAAGAAGAUGGAGUGCCGAGCGACUCCGUAGGAAACGCCCUGAUUGGACGCACGAACGCCGGAGAAGCCGAUCUCGCGAUCGGAGGAGUCGCAGUGCGGAACGUCCGAGAAGACGAACGAGCCGUUCGCCAGUGGGCAGACGGUACAGCCCCCGUCGCCGUAGUCGUACGCGCACACGCAGCAGAUCGUUGGAGAAGCGUGUCAGGAAGCGUUCGCCCUUCAUCAACGAAUUGGCGAGACAACUGCGGAACGAAGCGAUGUCGACCGGCGUGAACGCAAGUGGAUACGUGCCGCCCGUGACGAUGGAAGGAAUCUCACCGUUGCUCAACCCACCUGCGUAUCAGCAAGAAGGGGAAGCCAGACCACCGACUCAGCCGCCACCACCGCAACCGCCGCUACCGCCUGGGUCUCCGUACGUGCAUCAACCGGGUCCACCGCCGCCGCCGCCACCGCCGCCGCCGCCGCCGACACCGUCAUCGGCCAUGCUACCACCUAUGCCGGGCGGACCGCCGUUUAUGAAUUUCGAGCCGAUGCCGGCUGCAACACCGCUAAUGAAUUUCGAACCUAUACCCCCAACUCCAACCAGUUAUUCGUCCGGUCCGGUUAUAUACAAUCAGCCGAACGCCACCGGUAUCCAAGCACCUCCGCGACCGGUGAUGUGCUCACCGUUGCUCCCUAUGCCGAUACCCUCGCCGCAGCCUGUACCCCCUCCGACGAUGGAUCAUGUGCACGUAUCGUACAAUCCAUCGUAUACCGCACCCUUUGUCCAACAGUCACCGAUUCCUCCAAACAAACCUUCGACUCGCUCAACCGCAUCCUCCACGUCGUCGCAGAGCUACACAGAACGUGGACCGACGGCAUCGUCGCACAACGAAGCUUACUCUCCGCCCCAGGAACGAAUAAAGACACCCGAACCGCCGAUCAUCUCCAAACCAAAACAUUUCGAAAAGACCAGCUUAUCCAGUCUAUUGGAAGCGUCUGUUUCAGCCAAAGGUUCAUCUAAUAUACCGAUACUGUAUCCAGGCUUCAAGGCCGAAAUAAUACGACAUUGCGAACAAGCGCUGUACCAACUUCCAAUUGAGGAUCCGCGUUUGAAAAUGAAGGGUAGAUUUUUCUACGAUCGUAGCGAGGAGAAAGAUACGAAAGACGUUUCCGAAGACCAUACGUCGAAUUCGAUACUUCUGCAGAAAAGCAAAACGAAGAUAUUCUGGAACGAGGGCAACGCGGAACAGCCGGUACCGAUUCCGAAAGCGGUAACUCAAACGCAUCAGAAGAUCUGUCAGACAGAUGAAGUAGAAACGGAAAGCAAGGGUGUGCAGGCACGCGUCACCACGGCCGACGCUGCAUCACAGGUCUAUCCGCACGAGCUCCAGCAGAUAAAAGAAGAGAAACGGUCGAUACUGGAUCGUCUAGAUUGGAGCACGCGGAAUACAAUCGAGUAUGGAUCCAAAUAUCACGAUGUAGGAUCCGAGGAUCUGAGGUGGAGUCUAAACUCGCAGAGACGUAAUUGUAACAGGCGGACAGGGCCUUCUAGAAGACCCGACGAACAAGAGAGUUAUUUAAGUUCUGUGGAUCAUGAAUCUAGAAGCUCGAGGCUGGAUUCUCCUGUUCGAAGUAGAGGUGAUUUUUCUCACUCUAAUAUGCGCGAUCACUAUAGUCGUGACAGAUACUCACCGGAUUAUUAUAGACGUUCUGUAGAGCGCGACGAGUUUAAUGACAGAAGAAGUAAUCGUAGUCGUGGAGAGAGCCCGAUGGAUUUGGAUGAAGAAUCCGACCCCGGCAUGUCUUGGGGACGUCAUUAGAACGUCACAAAGACGUCCCUUGAAGGUUUGUACUGUAUCAACGAUGAAUUGAUGACUGGACAUACAUUCCAAAGGGCAUCUGGUUGGCAUGGAAUAAAGAGGAAAAAUCUCAAAGGGCAAAAGUCAUAAUUUACGUGGGAAGUAUGUAAGAGGAAGAUCGGGAUCGCGAAAACUUUCGGGACAAUUUUUUUAAUUUCAUAUAUGUUGCAUAUAUGAAAUAUCUCAACGUAAUAUCAACAACUUCAUUUUACUUAUGUAUAUAUAUGUUGUAUAUGUAUACAUGCAUAUAUAUAUAUAUAGAAAACUGCAACAAAUAUUUUAAAUAAUAUAAACAGUCUCAAUAACCGAUACUGAUUUUGAUAAUACUACAUACGUCAAGUUAUUUGAUGUUAAGUGAGAAACAGUAAAGAGAAUACAAUUUUCAGGAUAAAUAUUCAGGUAUGAAUUUGUAGUGAACAAUAGUGACAAAAAGUUUCGUAUACUUGAACAAAACGAUAUGCUCAAGUAUUUUUGCAUAAGUGUGUUUCAAAGAAUUGUGCAUAUCGCGCUGAAAUGAACAGUGUCCGCGAAAACAUGAUAUCUCAGCCUCUAUCUUUUUUAUUAAGAAAGUUAUAUUACAAUAAAAAAAAAGAUGUUACACACAUGCCUGUAACCUGACACCACAAGAUGUAGAUACGAUAAAUGUUGACUUUUGACUUUUGACAUUUUAUUCGUGUCUUCUGCUGUGUACACAAUGAUACUAUAACAAUUUCAGUGUAACAAAAUACAAUCUUAUUGAGAACACACAUAUGUAAUGAAGACUGUAAUAAAGAUGUAAAACUAAUUGUGAUGCAAUGGGAAUUUUAAACAAAAGUAAUAAAGGUUACGAAUGUAUAUUGUAGAAGCUGUGAAAUAAGUGUGCACUAAUACUGUCUUUCAUCCUGAAGAUAAUUUUAUUGAUACAGCAUUACAUCGUUACAACUAUUACUCUUGUUUCAAUAUAAUUAAUAUAAUUCAGUAUACAUAAUAUUCCGCUGCAGGAACUUUCCACGCGAUACAUAGAGCUAGAAGUGUAAAGCUAAAUUUAUAAAUUUUAUGAAAUUAUUAUUAAAUUGCAUCUCUUCUUAUUAUUUUCUUCAGGGAUCAAACAGUGUACGCUGCGAGCUAAUUCCCAAGCGAUUGCAAAGAGCGUUGCACGACGUCGCUCAAGUAUUGCAUCAUGUUGUGCAGCUUGUAGAGUUUCGUCUUGUAACGACCGUCUCGCACGUCAUUCAUAAUUUUUUUGCGUUUUUCUUCAACGAGUUUCACUCGCGCUAUUUUCCGUCCCAUUUUUCUGCGCUAUGUUUUUUUACAGGGACAACGUCUUAUAUUGGCUAUCAUCUCGUUACACGAGUUUUUAGAGUGGUAUCGAGAUAAUUAUGAAGCUCAUAGCAAAUGUGAGUACCCGUCAAAUAGUUUUCGAUUGUUUAACGUUAUAUUUUUUUUAUUAGGUAAUUACAAUCGCGAAGUACAUUUUUUUAAAACAACUGUUUGUGUUGAAAUAAUGAGUUGUUAAAAAGAAUUUAAUAAAACCUUUUUCGAGGUGGAAGUUCAAACUGUAAAUCGUUCUUCGCAAAUGACAUCUACGAACUGUUAAAAUUGUCGGAGCUUCUUGAGCCUCACAAAUAUCUGAAUGUAAUAUAAAACAAUAGUUUCUCACAUAUACGUGUUGAUCACUUUUUUUAUUACAUGUAUAUUGAAAAAUUAUAGUAAGUGUUCCCA
Vollenhovia emeryi is the source of this 5864-nucleotide messenger RNA. Its product is annotated as serine/arginine repetitive matrix protein 1-like. The record is from RefSeq and is a predicted model, not a curated record. The transcript has 6 exons. Bases 1419 to 4124 code for a protein of 901 amino acids. NCBI's taxonomy places the organism in Eukaryota, Metazoa, Arthropoda, Insecta, Hymenoptera, Formicidae.